Molecule: messenger RNA, 1132 nt
Organism: Cokeromyces recurvatus
Lineage: Eukaryota; Fungi; Mucoromycota; Mucoromycetes; Mucorales; Mucoraceae
Product: putative methyltransferase-domain-containing protein
Exons: 3
Coding region: 41-892 (283 amino acids)
Source: RefSeq, a predicted model, not a curated record
GAUUGAAUGUGCUCUAGAAAAUAAAAACCAAAGAAAUUAAAUGGUUAAAGAAAAACGAAUUAUUGAAGAUGAACCUCCAAUCGCAACAAUUGAAGGAUGGGAAGAUGGACAACCCUUUAAGCGGGGCAUUCAUAAACUAGACCGUUGGGCUUUACAGUCAGCAGAUACGCUAACUAUACAUAUUGGACCUCAUGAUAUUGUGUUAGUACAAGACCCCCAUUCAAAUUAUUUGGGUGGAUAUAUUUGGCUUACUUCAAUUGUCUUCUGUUCUUAUUUGGAAAGAUUAAGUUCCAAAAGAGAUAAAAGACACAGUUGGAUCAACGUAUUAGAUCAUGGAAAACGCUGGGUAGAGCUUGGUUCAGGAGUAGGAUUAAUUGGUAUCAUGUUACAUAAAUUAGGAAUUGAAGAUGUAACGAUUACAGAUAUUGGAGAACUAGUUGAACAAAUGGAGAAAAAUGUAGAAGCGAAUGGUAUUCAUGUUAAGUCUUUAACUGGUAGAAGAAAAAAUGAAUAUGAAGAUGGAACAAUUAUUGUAGAUCCCUUAUUAUGGAACAACCAAGAAGAGAUGGAUAGUAUUAAGAAUGCAGGAAAAGAGAUCGAUUAUAUAGUAGCCUGUGACUGCAUUUAUUCAGAAGCAAGUGCAAUAGAUUUAGUGAAAACAAUGGAGUAUUUAUCCAAUGAAAAUACAACGAUUAUUUGUAUAAGUGAAGUUAGAAAUCAAGCAGCUCAAGAUAAGUUUAUGUUAGAAGCUCAGGCAAGGUUUCAAGUCGAAUUAUUACCAGCUAUUCAAUGGCAAAAGAAGGUCAACCAUCAAGUUGAUUUUGAUGAAACAUUGAAUCUUUAUAGAUUACGUAAAUCAAAAAAGCAGCAUUCAAAACACGUCAAAAAAUAGCAUCUUAACAAAAGAGGAUCGUUUUUAUUUUCAUUAUACACUUUACUAUAUAUAAUAAAAAUUCAUCACUUGGACGUACUAAAUAAAUAUCAUGACUAUUAUAACAUUAUUUAUAUUCAUUUAGCAGUCUGCUGCAACGAUAGUAAGUAAAGCUUAUCAACUUGAUAUACAUAUAUCACUUAUAUUAUUGCAGAGAGAAUAGAAACUUCUCUUAUCGACAAUAUUCCAUUUAUAUUAUAA